AUGUCUUCUUCUACCUUUUCCCAGGUGGCUAUCAAGUCCAUCCGGAAGGAAAAGAUCAAGGAUGAGCAGGACAUGGUUCAUAUUCGCCGAGAGAUUGAGAUCAUGUCAUCCCUCCGUCACCCGCACAUCAUCUCUAUAUAUGAGGUGUUUGAGAACAAGGACAAGAUUGUGAUCGUUAUGGAGUAUGCCAGCAAGGGCGAGCUGUAUGACUACAUCAGUGAGCGCAGGCGCCUAAGUGAGCGAGAGACGCGACAUUUCUUCAGGCAGAUAGUCUCCGCCGUACACCACUGCCACAAGAAUGGAGUGGUGCACAGGGAUCUUAAACUGGAAAAUGUGCUACUGGAUGAAAACUGUAAUAUUAAGAUUGCUGACUUUGGGCUGUCAAACCUCUACCAUAAGGACAAGCUGCUGCAAACCUUCUGUGGCAGCCCACUCUACGCUUCACCAGAGAUUGUCAAUGGGCGACCGUACCGUGGUCCAGAGGUGGACAGCUGGGCUCUGGGGGUGCUGUUGUACACCCUGGUUUAUGGGACCAUGCCAUUCGAUGGGGGAGACCACAAGAACCUCAUUCGCCAGAUUAGCAAUGGCGAUUACAAAGAGCCCACUCAGUCCUCAGAUGCCCGUGGACUGAUCCGCUGGAUGCUGAUGGUGAACCCUGAGCGCCGGGCCACAGUGGAGGACAUAGCCAAUCACUGGUGGGUGAACUGGGGCUGGAAGAACAGUGUGUGUGACUGUGAGACCCAACGCGACCAUGGAGGCUCACCCAUGCUGGCUCGCUUCAUCGACUGGCAGAACCGCACUGAGCCACGUGGUUCUGGAGCCAAAGCCGCAGCCAUGCCUCCACUGCUGCGCCAGAGGCCCAAAAAGUCCAAGAAGGAAAAUGUUGAGGCAGGACAGACCCACUGUGGAGCAGAGGACAAGCCAGGUCUGAAGAGGCCCAAGGGGAUCCUGAAAACCAGGGUUACUGAGGAGCAGCAGACUGCCUGUUUGGAGGAGGUGGAGUUGGGUCAGAUGGCACUGCCGCAACAAGUUGAUGGGGGAGAGGAGGCCUCAAGUCCAGAUCGUGAGGAAGAGGAGCCAACUCUGGGAGGAGGCUCACCAGCUAAGAUGGUGCCAUCUCUACCCAAGAAAGGCAUCUUGAAGAACAAUCAACAGCGGGAAUCAGGGUACUACUCCUCACCAGAGCGUAGUGAGUCCUCCGAGCUUUUAGGGGGGGCCAGUAUGUCUCUAUUAGCCACCUCCCCACCCAAGAGAAUGAUGGGGAGAAAAGGCAUCUUGAAGCGAAACGGCAAAUACUCCACCUACAGCGGGCCACCCUCAGCAGAGGCAGUGGCUGGAGUUCUUCCUCCAUCAACUGACUCAGGUCUGUCUCGCAGUCAGAGUCGACCUUCCAGUAUAGUUGGGGAGGACAGCUCCGUUCUGUCCCUGUCACCAAUCUCCCUUGGCGGCGCUGAGUGGCAUUCCUCCACCCCCCACCUCCGCCCAAACAUCAGGGCUUGUGUCUCAGCUGAAAACCUGCUGCAGCUUGCCAACUUCAAGGGUUUCCAGGCAGCUCCACCACUCCAGGGAUCCAAGCUCAGCCGUGGCCCCAAAAUGAAAGGCUCCCCAGGGGACAAUGGCAGCUUCUCCUUGCUGGGCGACCUUGAGGACAUGACUCAGGUGUACCAGCAAGCCCUGGACAUCAGCAACAACCUCACCUAACAGAUGGGUGGCAGAGAGAGAGAGAGAGAGAGGGAGCAAGAGAGAGAUAAGCAGAGGAGAUUAAACCUGACGGUGUGUGUGUUUGUGUGUGCUGAUGUAUAUGGGUGGCAGCAACGACCAGUGUAUUACUGGGAAACACCCUUUUUUUUAGAAGUUAUGACUUCAAAUGAGACUGAAUUGAUGGGUAUAAGAUGUAUAUCUACGCACACACAUGCACACACAGAUGUAAACACUUAGGUGCACUUCUUUGGUCAGAGGAAAUUCAGUUUUGUGAACAGGAGAGAGAAGGAGCUGGCAUGAGAGAAUGCCACCCAGUCUGCUCUCUCGGCCCGCCCAUAGACAUUGCUGUGUUCAACAUGUUUACAUAUUCAGCAAGAAGGCGAGUUAGAAUCACAAAUGCAGCAAACCAGGAACUGGUUGGCUCUCCCUGUACUCCACCCAGUUUGAGUUUGAGUUUACAAAAGCACCUUAAAACUCACACAGAGCACACGCUUUUGUGAUCUUUACUUCCUUUAAAAACAAACAAACCAGGGUCUUGUUCCAAAAAUAACUGAUAUAGCUGAUUAUUUAUUAAUUUUAUUAAUUUGUUUGUAGCUUUUACUUUUAAUUGCAAAACUGGUGGGCGCUGGCUGUUACUGGAAGAGUCUAAAGCUCCUUGUCUCCAACUCUUUGAGUGGAACUGACAUAUAUAAUUAUGUUGCUCAAUUAUGAGAAACAACAUAUAUAUAUAUAUAUAUAUAUAUAUAUAUAUAUAUAUAUAUACUCUGCGUAUAUAACUAUGUUGGUGCAUGUAAAACACAUAGACAGUUAUACCUUCAUAAAAGUGUAUGUCCUAUAUAUAUGUAUGAUUCUAUGGAAUAUGUAGGAAGUGCCUUUUUUGAAUCAUGAUAACAAUUAUGUAUGUCAUUUCCUUAAAAGUGGAGGAAAAAGCCAGGCUGACCUGUCACCAGUUUUUUGUUUUGUUUUUCUUUUCUUCUGUUGUUUAUGAAUGUGGAGACACCCAGGGCCUUCACUGCACAGCUGACUAGCUUUACUUAUUUUGGGGUUCAAAGGUCAAUGUGAAACAGUUGAGAUCAAACGGUCUCGUGCCCCCCUCUCCAGCUCCUUCCACAAGUGGAGUCUUGCACACGGACACUUCAGUGUCUACACAGGCAGCCUCAGAACAGCCUCCGCUGUGGUCUUUGUCAGCAUCUAAGCCCAUAGUUUGGUUUGGCUUGGUUGAACACAGAUUCACUGGCAUCAGCAGCACAGGUCUGCAGGGACUCUCAUCAAGUGGGACAGUCAGUGACGGGAGAUGUCGCAGACACCAUCUCACUGUCCUGGAAUGUGCCUGGUUCUUUUAAAUUUCUUGUAAUUUCAUAAAUAGGCUCUUAGCUGGAAGACAUCUUUUACCAGUGUGUUUUUGUUUUCCAGCGUUGGACGGGUUAAUAUUUUACCCUUAAAAAGAGCUUUGUCAGGUGGUUUGUUUUGGCCGGCUGAUGACACAGCAAAUUCCUCAGACAAAUAAUGCUAGAGACAUGUUGGUGCUAGAGAUCCCUAUCGGCCUCAGCCCGACUCAGCACAGGUGGGACCGUCGGUCCAUGCUGAGCUCUCCAGCUGUGUAUACUUGUCCAUUAUUCCAACCAAGCACAAUUAGCCUGCUAUUGUUUUCGUUUGUGUGUAACUAGAGAGGCAGCGCGUAGAGAUUUAUAGCUAGAGGGGAAAAGAAAAGUGUGAAGAGAAGAAUGUGAAAGAGUGAUGCACGGAGCAGUGUUGAGAUUGGAGAUGAAUUUCCUGAGAAACACAGGAAAUGUCAAGGAGUCAGACUUGUUUUUGGAGGGAAGUGUACUGUAGAUUUGUGAAAGUAAAGUAAGUGAGUAGAAAGGGUAGAUGGAAAGUUUUUUGUUUUAUACCAAAGAUGUGUUGAAACUUUGACUGGAUUCAGGGGAAUUAGUAGGUCAUGGACUAAUGAGAGCCCUUAGGAUUUUUCUUUGACAUGGGAACCUCCCACUGGUGAAUGUAAUCGUCCCUGCAUUGGCUUUGAGACGCUGGAGGCUGUUGAUGUUGAGGGUCGGUGUGUGACUCAUGUUUUUUU
This is a messenger RNA of Solea senegalensis (Senegalese sole), 3775 nucleotides long. RefSeq names its product NUAK family SNF1-like kinase 1. The transcript is spliced from 6 exons. The coding region runs from base 1 to 1701 and encodes 566 amino acids. Gene Ontology annotation, molecular function: ATP binding; tau-protein kinase activity; protein serine/threonine kinase activity. NCBI's taxonomy places the organism in Eukaryota, Metazoa, Chordata, Actinopteri, Pleuronectiformes, Soleidae. The record is from RefSeq and is a predicted model, not a curated record. Gene Ontology annotation, cellular component: cytoplasm. Gene Ontology annotation, biological process: protein phosphorylation; intracellular signal transduction; microtubule cytoskeleton organization.